Molecule: messenger RNA, 932 nt
Organism: Vitis vinifera (wine grape)
Lineage: Eukaryota; Viridiplantae; Streptophyta; Magnoliopsida; Vitales; Vitaceae
Product: signal peptidase complex subunit 3B
Exons: 5
Coding region: 174-710 (178 amino acids)
Biological process (GO): protein targeting to ER
Cellular component (GO): signal peptidase complex; membrane
Source: RefSeq, a predicted model, not a curated record
AUUUUUUCUUUCUUUUUACUUUUCUUCCCUAUUUUCCAAACAUACUCUCGCGGAAGGGAGGCCUUUCUCCACUCCGAAGGCACGAUUCCAAAGGCGAAGGCAUAGUCCGGAAGUCAAUUCUCAGUCCAACGCUGCAAAACCCCAAGAAGCAGCAGCAAUAGAAGAAGAAGAAGAUGCAUUCGUUUGGGUACAGGGCCAACUCUCUUCUCACCUUCGCCGUCACCAUUCUCGCCGUGAUGUGCGCCAUGGCCUCCUUCUCCGACAACCUCAACACCCCCUCGCCCUCCUCCCAAGUCGAGGUGUUGAGUAUCAAUUGGUUUCAGAGGCAGCCCAAUGGGAACGAUGAGGUCAGCAUGACAUUGAAUAUAUCAGCAAAUCUGCAGUCAAUGUUUACAUGGAACACAAAACAGGUUUUUGUAUUUCUAGCAGCUGAGUAUGCAACACCAAAGAAUUCCUUGAAUCAGGUUUCUCUCUGGGAUGGUAUUAUACCUUCAAAAGAGCAUGCGAAAUUCUGGAUUCAUACCACAAACAAGUACCGAUUCACUGAUCAGGUAAAGCCAUUUCUGGAAAUUAAUUUUUACCACUACCUCUUCAAACCAAGCCAAAUCUUUGAUCUUUUUGCUAUUGUAGGGAAGCAAUCUCCGGGGAAAAGAAUUCAACUUGACAUUGCACUGGCAUGUCAUGCCCAAGACUGGAAAGAUGUUUGCUGACAAAAUAAUCAUGACCGGGUUCCGCUUGCCAGAAGAAUACAGAUAAGGAUGAUUCUGGGGUGUUUUUUUGGCUGUAACUUCAGUAUUUGUCCCAUGGGGAUGUAAGAGGUUAUUGAAAUUCGAAAAUCAGAGAAAAAGGGAAAAUUUCCUAUUUGAGUCAAUGACUUUUUAUUUAUGAGGAUAUUGCUUAGACUUUUUGAAUCCAUAGAACUUUGUUACUGA